AGGAGGACCACCUCUGCAGGACCACCUCUACAGGACCACCUCUACAGGACCACCUCUACAGGACCGCCUCUACAGGACCACCUCUGCAGGACCACCUCUACAGGACCACCUCUACAGGACCACCUCUACAGGACCGCCUCUACAGGACCACCUCUACAGGACCACCUCUACAGGACCACCUCUACAGAGGAGGACCACCUCUACAGGCCUCUACAGAGGAGGACCACCUCUACAGAGGAGGACCGCCUCUACAGGACCACCUCUACAGGACCACCUCUACAGGACCGCCUCUACAGGACCGCCUCUACAGGACCACCUCUACAGGACCGCCUCUACAGGACCACCUCUACAGGACCACCUCUGCAGGACCACCUCUACAGAGGAGGACCACCUCUACAGAGGAGGACCGCCUCUACAGGACCACCUCUACAGGACCACCUCUACAGGACCGCCUCUACAGGACCGCCUCUACAGGACCACCUCUACAGGACCGCCUCUACAGGACCACCUCCACAGGACCACCUCUACAGGACCACCUCUACAGGACCACCUCUACAGAGGAGGACCACCUCUACAGGACCGCCUCUACAGAGGAGGACCACCUCUACAGGACCACCUCUACAGGACCACCUCUACAGAGGAGGACCACCUCUACAGGACCACCUCUACAGAGGAGGACCACCUCUACAGGACCACCUCUACAGGACCACCUCUACAGGACCACCUCUACAGAGGAGGACCACCUCUACAGGACCACCUCUACAGAGGAGGACCACCUCUACAGGACCACCUGUACAGGACCACCUCUACAGAGGAGGACCACCUCUACAGGACCACCUCUACAGGACCACCUCUACAGAGGAGGACCACCUCUACAGGACCACCUCUACAGAGGAGGACCAACCAGGACUGCCUCUACAGGACCACCUCUACAGGACCACCUCUACAGGACCACCUCUACAGACAAGGACCACCUCUACAGGACCACCUGUACAGGACCACCUCUACAGAGGAGGACCACCUCUACAGGACCACCUCUACAGGACCACCUCUACAGAGGAGGACCGACCAGGACCACCUCUACAGGACCACCUCUACAGAGGAGGACCGACCAGGACCAGCUGUACAGGACCACCUCUACACUGAUCCAGCAGGUCUUACUAUGUCCAGAGGGACCUGGUCCCGGUCUUUGAUUCAUCUCCUCAAAUUUUAGUUUAUCCUUUUGUGUCUUGUUGGCCUCAUCAGCUGGUCCAGACCUGGUCCUGUACCUGGUUCAGACCGGGCCCAUCAGCUGGUCCAGACCUGGUCCUUUACCUGGUUCAGACGGGGCCAAUCAGCUGGUCCAUACCUGGUCCUGUACCUGGUUCAGACCGGGCCCAUCAGCUGGUCCAGACUGAGUCCUGCACCUGGUUCAGUAUGGGACCAGAGGACCAGAGUUCUUGAACUGGAUCAGAUAUGAACAGAAAUGGACCAGUUUCAGUCAGAGCUGCUCCUCCACCCGACCAGAACCAUAAAUCCAGGACCCGUCAGACCCCCCUGCUCUGGACUCUGACUGAGGCUCUGUUGGACCUCAGGACCCAACAAAGACACUUUGUGUUGGAGCUUCCUGCUGGGAGCUGCAGGCGGACCAGUAAGGACCAGUUCAGAGAUAAGAGCUGAGGGGGUCAGGACCAGCUGCUGGGUCCAAACAAAGGAGGUUCCUGGACCCUCAGGAUGCAGGUCAAAGGUCAAACAGCUUCAAAACCUGACAAUACAGUACACACAACUAUA
Molecule: messenger RNA, 1770 nt
Organism: Austrofundulus limnaeus
Lineage: Eukaryota; Metazoa; Chordata; Actinopteri; Cyprinodontiformes; Rivulidae
Product: mucin-2-like
Exons: 2
Source: RefSeq, a predicted model, not a curated record